Molecule: messenger RNA, 6266 nt
Organism: Sclerotinia trifoliorum
Lineage: Eukaryota; Fungi; Ascomycota; Leotiomycetes; Helotiales; Sclerotiniaceae
Source: the annotation of a GenBank genome assembly
AGAAAGUUUCGCUACCAUACAAUUAUACCAUCUUCCCAAUCCGAUCAAAACAACUUCCUAAAGUGCAGACAGACACGUUUUUCUGCUGGUUUCACCCCUCAAAUACCUUUUGCUAGUUCAGUGGCAAUGUAUUUUUGCAAGCUAAUUGACUUCUAAUACAAGAAACCUUUUCGAAAACAAAUUGUAAGUCUCCAAUUUAACUUUCUGUCUAUCACGGGAGAUCGGCCUUUGGGACAAGGUGUGUUGCUCUCACCUUCUACAACUUGUAGUCUUUCACUUCAAUACCUGCAAGAACAAAAUAAGGCACGUCUCUUAAGAACACUAAAAACGGAUAAACUAUCGAAAAGCACAUUGUUGUGAAGUCAGUCAGUGCCUUGCGCGGUACCAGGUUUUGCCUCUGCAAUUCAUGAAAAGAGAAACAAAGUCUGCCGCAUUUCUCUCACAAGAUAUGGACACACAGCUAACCAGUUCAAUAAAGUGAGAGACCUUGAAAAAGGCAUCUGAGAGAAGCUCAACAAGCAGGAAGAAGUCCAACAAGGAGGAAUCAAUAGAUCGUUGGCCAGCAUGGGUCCAGUUAUCAAUUCAAAGCCAUGGACGAAAUCCAAGAAUGAAAACGGACCAAGGAAUUGUGAAGAAGAGUCAAAAAGCCGGACAAUACCGAUCUCAGAAGAAAUAGAUAAUAUUCUGGAGAAGUAUGAAACCCCCAAAAAGAUUAACAAGUACAGGAAUCUUGUGAUAAUUGAUGCUUCGGAUUCAGAUGAGGCUGGAGAAACUUCAAAAGUAACCACUCAGACGAAAGCCUUGACCACCACCCGAACCUCAUCAAACGAUGAAUCUCUUGAAUCAAUCUCCAAAGUCUUCAACAACAUCAACAACAACAAAAACAAUAACAAUAGCAACAACAGUCUCAGACAGACCAGUUACCACCACUGCACAUAUGAGAGAUUUAGCGGCGAAGGAUUACAAAUACCAUGCCCCAGAUUACAAUAUAGUCUUUUUGAUAAUAUUGAAUCCAUUGGGUCAAAUUUAAUGAUACCAACAUUCAAUCAAUCCCGAAUGAAUCUUCAACAUAUUUCCAAAACCGACGGAGACCAUGAAGCUAGGAUAGAGCAAGAACUCCAGCAGAGUACUGCAGAAAUGAAAUCACGGUCAAAUAGUUCUGUUUGCCAUAUAACUGAUCUGGAAGAAGCAAAGACAAAAGUAAGUUCUUUCCUACAAAUCAGUCUUGUUCUCUUAUCGCAUCUGUACUACAAGGCAAGGGCAGGCAAGGCUGUCUAUCAUACCUCGUUCUACAGCUAUGGAAUCAUUCUAUGGAGUUAGUUGUCUUGGCUAGCCCCACUGCAUUUAGCUAAUAUUUCAUGCACCUGCAGAACAUCCAAAAAGUUCCCCAUCUCGAGAAGACUGAAAAACCCCAUGCAAAUCAUGGAAAAUCAAUAAUUCAACACAUUAAUGAUUUUGAUGGUUCAGAUACUCAGAGGUAUAUCUUCAUCGGGGAAGGUUAUAGGUUUCUCUUUGGUUCAAAACUAAUUUUCAUAAGUGCAAUAACUGGCGUCAAUGAUGCGCCAGAGGAAGAGGAUAUAGAGCCAAGCAAGACUGGAGUGAAGACCGAGUGGUAUGGGAGUUGACCAGGUGAACAUUUUUACAUGGCGCAUGUGCUAAUCAAUUGCGUAGGGGUUUUAAAAUUCGUUAUUACAGUUCCAUCCAGGACCGUACAAAAAUGGUAUGAUUUAAACAUGCUACAGAUAUAACGUUCAACUGGCUGACAGUUAGAAGGUCAGACGUAACCUCAACGGUGGAACAAAACCUGUGAAUAGGUUGGGCGACAGGCAGAGUGGCGCUACGACAUCACAAACACGCGGGAUCGAGCCAUUCAAUUUUCAUGAUGACCGACCCAGCAAGAAGCAGAGAACAGAGCAGGCUCCUCCAAGUCAUGGAAAAUAUGGCGGACCAAACCAGCUGGAGCAAGGAGCAAGUCAGGAAUCUGGUGGGCAUAAGCUUUUUCAAGGUGAGCCGCCUGACACAUGUGCGUCUGUUGAAGAAUUCAACACCGUCGAGAGGAUAGUAAGGCCAAAGCCACGUCGCCCAAAACGCCACGCCACUACUACGCGCACAAUUAACGGCUCCUCAGGAGGCCCCGGCAAUAACCGAGAUGGAGCUCAUAUCAAACCUUCGAGGCAAAAUGACAACUCAAGGAGCCGAAGUCAUACAAAUGGAUACUUGGAGGAUUCCGAUGACCCGAUUGUUGACGAUGACCCGCACACGUUAAUAUCUGGCUCCCAAACGUCACCUCAAGUGAUAAUUCCUUCAUACGUCGGAACUUCAAACCUGAAACCGGCACGCCAGAACCCACACUCAAGAGCAGAUGGAUCUCAUAGAUCACUGAACUACCAGAAACUACAAACUUCGAAGAAAUCUUCGUCCAACUUUACACAAGAGAGAAGAGCUUUGAAAGAGCUACACAUAGAUGAUACCAGCGAGGAUGAGCUGUCUCAAGUAAACCCACCUGGGAUAGCAAAUGGAAAUCAUCUCAACAAAGCACAGGAAGAAGGGAAGGCGAACGAUAGCGGCAGUGAUGGAGGUUCCGAAAACGAACCGAGCCUCGUGAAAACGGGGGAUAUAACCCCAACCAAAUGGGGCAAUCGUGGGACUGGUGACAGGACAUUACGACAACUGGAAAGCUACGGACAACAAUACAGAGUUCGAAGCGUCUUCUCAAGAAGUAGAUAUUGGUAUAGGCCCGAUAAUUCGUCAAAGAGCUGGUAUGUGGGUUUGGAUCAAUGUGGAUUCGUGAAACUCUUGGUUGAUACGAAGCCUGACCCAGAAUUUUCUAUAAAAGCAGCUUCUAUACUUGGGAUAAAAGCUGGACAUAAUUCUCGCAAACUGAUAAUUCGAAAAUCAAUGGAGACUGGUCCUAUGCAAGACUCCGAGAUGUUCAUAGAAUUCGACUCGCCCAGUUCUGCUCGAAAUUUCCGGAACUCGCUUCCGAUCCCAGAAGGUGUUCGAACUUAUUGCAUGGAAGAGUACAUAUUCAUGAUCCUCAUCAUUGAUACCACAAGCUAACAAAUUAUCUAGAUCCGAGAUUGAUCAAACCUUUCACCACGCCCGUGAAAUUCUCGACAAAAGAGCUGUACAGGCAGUCAAUAAACGAAAUAGGGCUGAAAGCCAUCCCGAAGAUAUUCAACUUCUGGCGUCAAACCAAAAGAGACGAACAGCACAGCUGAUACAAUCACCCAGAUAUGAAAUUCAGCAGCCAAAUAGUACUCAUCCUCCAAAAGCAAAGAGGCAAAAGCUUCAUGAGAGAAUGCAGACUCCCGACACACCACAAAAUAUGAAUGAUAAUCUUGAUCCAAUAGAUGCUACGGAGUUCUAUUCAAGAUCAAGCCAGGCCACUGGAACUCGUGCGUCAUUGCGGAGUUCUGACAGGCCUAAGCAAUCCAAACCAGCCCCUAAAGCAAGGACACCCAGCCCAGAGCGCUGGUCAGAAAUAAAUAAAGCUUGGGUGAAGGAGUGGAACAAAUCCGUCGUAUAUCCUAGGGCUGGUAAAAAGACAGCUACUGUUGACAAGCAAGAUAUUCACAGGCUUGAUGACGGAGAGUUUUUGAACGAUAAUCUUAUCAUGUUCUACCUUCUCUGGCUCGAGCAGCAACACCCAGAGUUGGCUAAUCGGGUUUACGUUCAUAACACAUUCUUCUACGCAAGCUUAACCAAAGCAGCAAAAGGCAAGAGAGGGAUCAAUUAUGAAGCAGUUGAGAGAUGGACGGCAAAAGUCGAUCUUCUUUCUUAUGAUUAUAUUAUUGUGCCCGUCAACGAAAACACUCACUGGUAUGUGGCGAUCAUAUGCAAUGCACCCAAGCUUCUGGAUUUAGAGAAAAAAGAGCAGUUGGAUUCAACGGAGAAGGAUGCGAAAUCUGAAAUGGAUGGAGAAGUAGAGUCUCUUGAAGACAGCAAAUCUCCGACGCCAUCUCGAUCGCAGCAGUCCGUCCCAAUGAGAUCUGUAAGCGAAAUGGAUGAUAAUGGUGUUGACAGUAGUUUUAAAGGAUUGUCUUUGUUAAGCGGCGAGGAAACCAAAACUCCAUUGGAUAUCGAACAUGCUGAAAGUCUCCUUCCUAGCAAUGACAGGUUGCCCACCAUCUCACCGGAUGUUGAUCGCGGCAACAUCUCUGCAAAUAAGGCUGCCACAAAUGUGAUUAACCUAGCAGAAUCAAGCUCGCCAACAGCAAAGCUAAAUUUUGGGACGAAGGGCAAGAGACUUCCCCCGACUUGCAAUUAUGACACAAAACAGCCUAGAAUCGUUACUUUUGAUUCACUUGCUUUAAAGCACCCUUCUACAUGUUUCAAUCUAAGGGAUUACAUUGUGGCGGAGAUAAAAUCAAAGAAAGGCAUCUCAAUUAUACCCCCCAAAGCCAUCGGCAUGGCAGCUAAGACACAAGCAAAAGACGAUGACACAGGAAGAUAUCUAGGCAAAGGUCUUCCUGAACAAGGCAACUUUUGUGAUUGCGGUGUGUACCUCCUAAGCUAUAUGGAGGAAUUCUUUGAACGUCCCGAUGACUUCAUCGAAGACAUCAUGGAGAACAAGUAUGAGGUUCAUGGCGAUCGGAAUAACACACCUGCAUUUCGUACCAAGAUCCGAGAGCUUCUCUUCCAGCUACAAGAAGAACAAACUCGAGAGGCAAUUGCAGCCAAAAAGGCGAAAAUAGCCAAAAAGCAGAAAGGUAUUCCAUUAAUGACUAAGGACAAAGUUGAGCCCUUAGACCAUCAGAUAGCGUCUUUCCCUUUGUCAAGCAGUGAUGAACAGCCACCUGCUUCCACUGCCUCUCCUGUCGCUGAACGUGGUAACCAAGAAUCUUUGACAGAGGCUGCAAGAAUUAUCGCAAAAUCAUUACCAAUUUCAAGGGGAAAAGAGGUCAUCAGUAUUGAAGAUAGUCAGGACAACCUUCAAGGGAAAUCCGAAGAAGAUACUGCACCGAGUUUUAUCAAGGAGGCAGACCACAGGACCGCUGAAAAACAACCUAGAUCAAGGGGCCGCGAUGGAAAGCCUCGUCAAACUACCUCAACUGGGGUAAGAUCCAGUCCUCCCAAGCCUGAUGUACCCAUCGAAAUUCGUGAUUCUUUCGAAGAUCAAGAAAGCACGCAGGAGAAUGCAGAUAACGAGUCUCAACAACAGAAGGGAAAGGACUUUGUUAUUGAACUCGAUAAAGAUGAGUCUCAUACCGGCAAAGCUAAGAUUAGACAAGACUCUCAAAGUGGUACACAGUGGUUUGGCAAUGUGGUGGGUAUGGUGGAAAAAUACUUGAACAAAUCGGCAGGCCCGACAGCCUCGAAAGACGAGGUUUCAGGGCCCGCGCCCAAGUCUCCAGGACAGAAUGAUCCUCAAGCCCUGAAAAGCUCGUCGCGUGUUGGUAUGAAUACGCCUCAGCGAUCGAAAAAGGAAAUGAAACCGAGGCAGCUUGUUCCGAGAUUACGUUCACCAUUACCGGAGCAAGUUGACACAAAUUUGUCAGUCAGCGUGGGAUCAUACUCUAAUAGUGACGUGGUGGAUUUGACUGAAGAUGGUGCAGACCAGAUGCUCCUAGAUCAGGAUAAUUCCUCCUUUCCAGACGUUCAAGUAAUUGCAUCUUCCCCGCUGAUGGCUGGUUCACAAGAACCCGAUAGAUCAAACGAUCAAUCAUCUAUCAUGGCACAAUUCGGCCGGAAAAGUAAUACAUUGAGAGGAGAAGAUGGAUAUAAAGCCCCAGAACGCUUUCGUCAUCCUGGUAUGGAAGGGUUCAUAAACAGUCAACCCUUGUCUGGACGAGAUUCUGUAGAGGCGGCGAUGAUUUCCCAGUUCAAGCACUGACUCGAAAAGCAGCUAGCAGCUAGCAGCUAGCAGCUAGCAUCAUUUUUCUUUCUCUGGAGUCUUCGGCGUUUAUUUACUUUGAUCUAUACCAGAUGGGUCUUUCUUGCAUGUAAACUCUGGAGUCACAUCAUAGCUAUAGUUGCUUAUGGUAGCAUUGUUCCAUUUUGAAUUGAUGGAUAGACGUUUCCUUUUUUUUGUGGGACUGUGCUGGAGGAGUCGUGCGAUGAUACAGAAGGGGGAGGCGCUAGGGAAAAGUAAUGAUUGACUUGAUGGAUGGGUGAAGGGGUAUGGGUCACUAGUGCAGAGUUAGAAAUGGGAAGACGAUAUUUCUGAAAGUUGCUGGAGGUGAACGUGGCUAGAUGGACAUUUCAAGCAAAUAAAAGCAAUUUGCUUUCGUAGAUAGACACAAUAAAUAAUGUAUACAGCAGUG